This is a messenger RNA of Lutra lutra (Eurasian river otter), 5188 nucleotides long. RefSeq names its product spermatogenesis-associated protein 31E1-like. The record is from RefSeq and is a predicted model, not a curated record. The transcript is spliced from 2 exons. Bases 630 to 5180 code for a protein of 1516 amino acids. Lineage: Eukaryota; Metazoa; Chordata; Mammalia; Carnivora; Mustelidae.
GGCCCUGAAGAUCUCGGGCCGGAGUCCAGGGGUGGUGGAGGGGUCCAGGACAGCAUCCCAAACACAGUGACCAGUGGCCAAGGACCGGAGGUUAAGAGCUGCCUCUCUAGCGGAGGUCAGGCCCCUGAGCACUGGGUCAUCUGCUGCUGGGGUGAGGGUCCCAGCCUCCUUGUGUUCUCUUAUCUCAGUACCAAGUGGAGCCACAGAGAAGGAGCAACAGAAGCAAGAAACAUCAGACCCUGAAAGGUGAGUGUCCGCCACUCACCCCUGCAUACCCCAGUUACACUGUGGCCCCCGCUCUGAAGGCCCAGUCCCACUGUCUCCAGGACACCAGGGCCUGAGCCCAUCCCUCAGGAAACAGAGCCCUGGGUGGGGGUUGGGGACUCUGAGGAGGGAGAGUGAACCCGGAGGCUUCCCAGAUUCUGCACCAGAACAAAGCCCUGAGGGGCUGGAAACGGGUAUCGCUCACCAGGGGCCCCAGGGCCUGGACUGGGGGCGGGACCUCCCGCUCCCACUGUGGACAAGCUGUUCAACUCUGCUUAGAUUCUUCUGGAGGCUAAGUGGUCCUUCCUCCCCCAGCAAAGUCAUGAACAAGGAAGCACUUUGGAAAAGACAAAGUGAUCCCCAUCAUGAAUCCUGUAAUCACCAUUUGGGCAUGUGGCCUUGAACAGUGCUGUUUGGGGCUCCCGAGUCCAAUCCCCCAAAGGUCUCCCCUAAAGAGACAUUGUACCCAGCCUCCCAUAAGAUCCCUGGACCCCGCCUUCUGCUGUGACCCAGUCUCCUGUUUUCAGGUUUCAGAAAAUUUCUGGAUUAUCUCAAAGAGUUUCAAGACCUGUUCUCCCUCCUGCAAAGGUAAAGAAUCUGCCCCCUUCUCCCCUGGGUGGGCCUCCCCGAGUCUAUGGUGUGACCCCUGGGCUGCAGGGAACAGCCUCUGGGGCUGUUCAGGGGGGCUGGGCGGAGCAGUGGGGACAGACUGUGACCAAAGCCCCAGGCUGAGGGACAGCAGGAGCAUUGUGAUGUGGGUGUGGGGCGUGGAGGGCUCUGGGGACCGCUCCCAGCCCCAACUGCUACAGCAGCAGCUCGCACCUCCUGUCUCUCACAGCUGCCUGGUGAGGCUCUCUGACCAGGGGGGCUUUCACCGCUUCUUACAUCAAGCAGCCCCUGGGCAGGUGCGCCGAGGGGUGCCAGCUGGAGCCCAUCAGCCAUGCAGGGAGCUUGUGGAAGAUGCUGCUCCCACCGUGGCCCCAUCACCUGCCCUAACUCCAUUGACGGGGUCCCCUCGGCCUCUGGCCUCCACCCUGCCAGCGGGACCAAUGACCUCAAUUUCUGUUGCUUCACACUCCUCCCUGAGUACUUCCUGGCUAGCGGAGCCUUUCCUCCCCCCGGAUGGCUUUUCACACCAGCCACUUGCUCUUCCCCCUUCCCCGCCAUGUCUCCCUCCUUCGGAGGCCUCUCCUGGGCCUCUGAAAGCCUCCUUGGCCCCAGAGCAGCCGGACUCUCCUUUGACUCUCCCUCAGUGUGACUCAAGGGCACCCCCACCAUGCCCCAUCCCACAGAGUCCGGCUCCACACACACCUUGGCCAGCUGACAGGUCAGCUUCUCCUGUCCCAGCCAUCUUGGGCCUGGGCCGCUCACGCUGCCCCAUUUCGGCCCUGUCCUGGUGGCAGGCGCCUGCCAAUGCCUGGAACCUGUCCACCUCAACAUGCUUGGAGUCCCAUCAAGCGCCUCUGUCCCAUGGCCCACCAGAGGCCUUGUUCUGGGGAGACCCCACACACAGACAGGAAGAGACUAGCAUUCCCCCUUCCAUCAACCCGGAUGUCCAGAAGCUUCUGGAGAUACUCACUGCCAAGAGAAAAGAACUGAAGUUUUGGAGGGAGAAGGAAAAGAAAGAAAGGUCAAAAUACCAGCUGACCUCUUUCGGGAGAACGUUCAAGUCCCCAGGUGAUGGGCAGGACACCAUGGGCUGCCCGUCCUUCUGGAGCAUGAGUGACAAAGCAAAACAGCUGCUCGGUCCUGACAAGCCCCCACGUCCCAAGAUUCCAAGGGACAAUUUGGAGCAGAAAUGCCUCCAGCUCUUCUGGGGUCUCCCCUUUCUGCACAGCGAGUCCCUGAUGGCCACUGUCAGGGUGACCGAUCCCCCACUGGAGUUCCCCUCUGUCAUAUUCAAUGAGCUCUCUCAUGCCUUGCCACUCCAGAUUCAGGGCAAUGUGGCUCCACGCCUCUCCCUGACCCACGACUUACUUGACCCUUUGGCCCGGCCCCAAUCCUUGACCCUGAGAUUGUCCCAGUCCCUGCCCCUGCCUCUGGCUCAGCCCCAGCCCCUCCCUCUGACUCAGCCUCAGCCCCUCCCUCUGGAUCAGCCUCAGCUCCCACCUCUAACUGAGCCCCAGACCCAGGCAAGCCUUGCACCCUCUGUCCCAGUGGGACCCUCUUCUCUACCACCGGAGAUGGGUAGCUGCGAGGUGUCUUGCCCUGUAGCCCAGAAGACAUGGUCUUACAUGUCAUCUGCUGUUCAAAACCUGGAAUGUCACUUUCUGGAGAAGCAACUAGAAAGGGGCAAGUUACCCCCUGUGGUGAAAAGAUCUCAGGAAGUCUUUAGCCAAGGUCCUCCUGACCUUCCCCAGGGUGGCCAAGCCCCCGAGGGCCACAGGUCAGUCUCUGUCCUUCCUGGAGAAUUGAUCGACUCUGAGCUCUGUGAGCAACCAGACUGGCACCUUUGGGAGAGGCUCAUGAAGCAAGAAAGGGACCCUUCCUGCAGGGUCCACCUGAACAUACAGCCUCACCAAGAGUUCCAGAAGGUGCCCCAGGCACACAGCUGGCACAGUCCCACAUCUGAGUCUGAGUCUACGGAUGGAAGCUGCCAGGCCACACAGAAGACUGGGUCCAGGUACCCAGGAAGGACCGUGCCAGGAAAAAGACUGGGCAAGGAUUCAAGGUCCAGUGCAGGGAGGAUCUGGAAAGAUCUACACAGGGGCGCAACAGGCUCUCCAGAGAAGGCUCCAGGAAGAAAUCGUGAGGAGUCAGACACAGACUUGAAGCCCUCCACAAGCAGCACAGAAAAGAAGCGCCCAGAGAAGGACCUGAGAGCCCAUUUCAGGAAGUUGGGGCAGUUCAGAGAGGGUCAGAUGCCUUUGGAUGUUCAACCUUCCAGGCUCGCUGCCCACCACGCCUCGGACCUUCCCGGAAAGCCAAGCCCUCAUGGGAACCCUGGAAAGCCAGUGCUUUCCAAGUGUUGGGAAUCCUCCCAUGAUUUUUCCAUCCUCAGUCCAUAUGCUCAGCGGAUGCUAGAAGCACAUAUCAUAAGGCUCAGGGUGAAGCACCGGUGGGGCCUCCCCCUCAAGGUUCUCAAGACUAUAAACCUCUUCAAGUUGAAGAAGGGCUUCCUCCUCUCCCAGUCCUUCCCACCCCGCUCAGCAACCUGCAUAUCCAAGGCUGGCUCAGGCACCAAGUUCUUGGGAAAUCCUCCUCAGCCCUAUCAAGGAGAGGUGAUGAAAGAGUCUUACCCCCCCUGGGGGGGGGCCCUCGGUGUUCCCCAGCCUACGUGUGAGGAAAUCCAGCAGGCUCUGGAAGGGUCCUCACCUGGGGGUGGCCCUCUGGCUGGACAGGGGGCCAGUCCACCUUCUCGGACCUCCAUAUACGGCUUUGUGGGUAGAAUCUGGCACAGUGAAACUCCCUCUAGGACUCUUAUGAACAGCAACUUGGAGUCAAGUCCAAGUCCAGCAAUGGCCACAAAGGAGCCAAGGAGGGUCAAUGGGGGUCAGGUCUCACGGGAUGUGACCGUGCUAGAGCUGAACUUAGAGGCCCAGGAUUUGAGUGCCAAAGAGCCCGGGGAGGUGGGAGAGGUCAAGGAGACCCCUGCCUGGGGAGUCACCUUAGAACCCCGUGUGCUGGCCAACAACCAAGGCCUCCGUGGCAAGGGGAGAAGAUCAGGGUCUUCAGGGAAAAGUGACAGCCCCCUGCAACAUACACAGUUGGUCGCCCGAGACCCCAAAGAGCUAUGCCUUGAGGCAUGGCACAGGAGAUCAGAGCCCCGGAAGUUGAUGGAGUCAGAGAACCAGCCUUGUGAUCCCACCCCCACCAUGUUCCUCCAAGACUGUGAAACUGGGGUCCUCCUUCAAGACUGUGCGACUGAGCGUCUCCUUCAAGACUGUCAGUCCAACAUGUUCAUCGCUGCCGACAUCUUGGCUUCUCAGGGAUCUCUGUCUGGCUUCCAGAGCGGGUCCAGUGAAGACACAUCUACUUCCCAGGUGGUGCAUGGCCAAAGAUCCCAUGGCCAGAGCCCCUACAGGCAGCCAGGACACCUGGGACUGCAGCACCAAUGUAAGAGCCCGAGCAGGUCACGGAUCACCCCCAAGGAGAGAGAGAGCUCCAGGAGGUCCCCCUCGAGAGCGCCUGCCAAAGAGCUGUCCGAACUGAAGCUCCUCCAGAUCAGUGAGGUGAAACACCCAGUCCAGAGCAAGGAGUCAGGAGAAGCCUCGGGAAGCAAGGCCUGUGAGAUCUUGCUGAAGAAGGAAGAGGCGCCGCCGGAAAGCUACUUCAGGAGAAGGAUGACGCACUUGUUCCAGUGGUUCUUUCCCAGUAGAGGCAGAGGACUGGAAGAUUCCCUUCAAAAGGGCAAGCCUUCAUCAUCCCAGGGCCGGAGACAAGUCAUGGGCAGGUCAGCCAUGGAGAGAGCUUCUGCCGAGGCUCAGGUGGUCGUGAGGGCUGUGGAGCGGAUCCUAGAGGAGAAAAUAUUGCCUUACCAGGGACUCAGGGUCCCGGAGGUCGGCCGGUGCAAAAAGGAUCUCCAGGCUUCGGCAGACCCCAAUGUCUCCUACCACAGGGUUCUCUCUUACCAAGAGCAGAGGAGAGUGAUGAGGGAGACAGCCAGUCCACAGGGCACCCCCAGGGGCCACAACUAUGCCAACAAGACCGAGUGGAUCGGGUGGCCCUUCCCCACCAGGGUGCCAGAGUGCCCAAGCAGACCCUGCCAGAACCGGUCCCUGGUGCCGGGCCCUUCAGGCCGCACCCUGCAGGCCCACUGCCCCAGGCACUGCCUCCUUCAAAGAGACAUUUCACCUGGCCAGCCACUGUGUGCUUCUCAUGCCUUUCCUGGCAGGACAAAUUUCCUCCAAGAAAAAACGCAAACGGUGCAGAGAAAAUAUUUUUUUUCUCACAUUAGCACAUCUUCUAUGGGCUAAUAUCUUCU